Calypte anna (Anna's hummingbird) is the source of this 2838-nucleotide messenger RNA. RefSeq names its product AAR2 splicing factor (gene AAR2). The transcript is spliced from 3 exons. Gene Ontology annotation, biological process: spliceosomal tri-snRNP complex assembly. The coding region runs from base 69 to 1223 and encodes 384 amino acids. NCBI's taxonomy places the organism in Eukaryota, Metazoa, Chordata, Aves, Apodiformes, Trochilidae. The record is from RefSeq and is a predicted model, not a curated record.
GGGCGGUGAGGAGCGGGCCCGGAGCUGCGGGGUUUGGGCCGCUCAGCCCCGCACAGCCCCGCACAGCCAUGGCGGGUCCGCGGCUGGAGCCCGAGCUGGCCAGGCAGCUCUUCUUCGAGGGCGCGGCCGUCGUGGUGUUGGGAGUGCCCGAGGGCACCGAGUUCGGUAUCGAUUACAGCAGCUGGGCCGUGGGCCCCCGGUUCCGCGGCGUCAAGAUGAUCCCGCCGGGCCUCCACUUCGUGCACUGCAGUGCGGGGCGGGCGGGAGGCGGCCGGGAAACGGGGCCCCGCACCGGGUUCUUCCUCAGCCUGCAGCGGCGGGAGGUGCGGGUGCUGCGGUGGGACGCGGCCACCGAGGCGGUGGGGCCGGAGCCGCCGGGCGCGGGGGAGGCCGAGGCUUUCCGAGAGAACUUGCGGGAGAUGGAUCCGUUCCUCGGGCCCUACCCCUACGAGACGCUGAAGAAAUGGGUCUCGCUCAGCAGCUUCAUCAGCGAAGCGGCCAUGGAGAAGCUGCAGCCGGAGAGCGGGCGGAUCUGCGCCUUCUCGGAGGUGCUGCCGGUGGCGGCCGGGAGGCACAGCCGGGACCGGGCGGAGCAGCGGCUGCCGCCGGUGGACACCGAGUGCCGGAGCUACGCCGAGGGGCUGGCGCGGCUGCCCCGCAUGGAGCCCAGAGCCGGCACCCAGAUAAGGUUCACGGAGCUGCCGAAGCAGAUGUACCCUGACGGUGCCACUCCGGAGGAGAUAACGAGGCACAGCAUGGACCUCAGCUACGCUCUGGAGAGGGUGAUGAACCAGCGGUACGCCAGCCAGCCCCUGGGACUGCUGGCUGAGUUGCAGUUUGCUUUCAUCUGCUUCCUGAUUGGAAACGUCUAUGAUGCAUUUGAGCACUGGAAAAGACUCCUAAACAUCCUGUGUCGAUCUGAAGAUGCCAUAGGGAAGUAUCAAGACCUUUAUGUCAAUCUCAUUUCUGUGCUCUAUCACCAACUCAAUGAAAUCCCAGCUGAUUUUUUUGUGGACAUUGUCUCCCAGGACAACUUUUUAACCAGCACCUUACAGGUGUUUUUUUCCUGCACGUGCAGUGCUGCUGUUGAUGGGACCCUAAGGAAAAAGGCUGAAAAAUUCAAGGCUCACCUAACAAAGAAGUUUAAAUGGGACUUUGAGGCAGAGCCUGAUGACUGUGCUCCUGUAGUGGUUGACCUUCCUGAGGGUGUACAGGUGGACUAAGCAAAAUACUUGCUUAGAAAUAAGAAUCUUUCUAAAAUUAAUCUUUCUCCACAUCUUCUCCAACCUUGCCAACUUCCUAAUAGCUGUUUCUGAAGCCAUCUCCUCUUUCUGCUGUAGAAGCAGUUGUGGAAAACCUGGGAGUACUCCUAACUUUGUGAGGAGAUCAGAACUAUUGGGGGAAUUUGAAAUCUAUCAUGCAGCUACUUUGGACACCUUGGUUUUUUUCCUUAGCUCUUUGGCUGCAUCUCUUCAUUCUGGGCUUAGGUGACGUCAACAUUCCUCCUGGUUCCUUCCAUCCCCCUGGACAUGACACCCUGUUUGGAGAGUACCUGUUGUUCACACUUCAAGCCUUUGCUGCACUGAUUUGAUGCUACCAGAACUAGAAGUGGAAGCCCACAUGAGAGGACAUAGCAGUUCCUGAGAGUGUGAACUUGGGUGUGAAUUAAGAAGUUCUGCUCUGCUGAGGAUUGCAUUACAGCCAUGUAACCAUAACUGUUUCAAAACUAUUGGGUGCUCAUGCUGCUUACUGUGAUUUAUUGCAGUAAUCUGUUGUGGAGGAGGACUCUAAAGCCACAGCAGAACUCCUCCCAUUUCAUACCCCUGAGCUAUCUUCUUCCUCCCAUUCUUCUUAAAGCCUUUUGAAAUUCCUGCUGACACUGUUUAGCCUGAUGUAGAAGAAAGUUAUCAGUUUGGUACCAAAAAGUAGAGUUAUUGGACAGUAAUCACCCAGGUCUUGAAAAAGGGAGCCAGCAUAAAAUGAAAGGUCAGACUUCCAUGUGAACUUCCCCUGAUUUGUUGUAACUGGAAAUCUGAAGUAUUUUCACUGGUGCCAGUCUUCUUUAUCCCUAUUUCCCACAGGUAGGCUGUAAGAAAACUUGAGCUCAUUCAGAGCUUCACAGGGACUUAUUUCUACCACUUGCACAUUAAUUUUCUUACCUGUUAGACUCCUUCAGGAACUUGUCUGUAUGCAUGCCUAACAAGAUAAUACUGUUUGUUAGUCUUUUAUAGUUAAAAUAAAUCUCAUGAGAGCCUUGCCUACAGAAAACAUCUGUACAUACAGUUUCUCAGUAAUUUAGCCAAAGCUUUUGGUGAUGCUGCCCUCACUGGAUGUCCAGUGACCCCAGAGGUAACAGCACAAAGGUGUCUGCCACAUCCUCACACGUGGCACAGCACAAAGCAUGGUUGUGUUCUGGGAAGAAGGGGUGUGGUGAGGUGUUUCCAGGUAAUUGGGGACUUCCUACUGGAAGAGCUGUCAGCUCUGCUCUGUUGCUUGGGGCAGUUUUCUCCUUUCCAGGGUCCUGCAUGCUGCUGCCCUGGUACCUUGGUUUAUCCAGUGUACUCCAUAUUGACCUUAUUGGCCCUUAGGGGAGGUUACUCUGAUUUGGCAGGUGUUUUCUUCUUAAAUUCCAUGCUUCCCUGGCCUUGACAUCCUAGAGGUGUUUUGUACUCUGAUGACUGUGCUCUCCUCUUGCCUUCUUGCUCUUUGUUCAUGCCUGCAGGCAGUGCUGGUUUUGCAGUUGCCUGUUAGCCAAAUCAUUUGUCAUGACUGGUCCUUCCAGCUUGGAUGAAAGAUGCCUUUUGAGUUUGUUGGCUCUUUGCACCAACCUGAUGUCUG